Molecule: messenger RNA, 2589 nt
Organism: Paramisgurnus dabryanus
Lineage: Eukaryota; Metazoa; Chordata; Actinopteri; Cypriniformes; Cobitidae
Gene: alox5a
Product: arachidonate 5-lipoxygenase a
Biological process (GO): lipid oxidation
Molecular function (GO): oxidoreductase activity, acting on single donors with incorporation of molecular oxygen, incorporation of two atoms of oxygen; iron ion binding; protein binding
Source: RefSeq, a predicted model, not a curated record
ACAGGAAAUGCAGUAUUUGCGAGACUCUUGAAAAGUCCAUUUAAAAGUUUGACUGCAGAACUGUGCAUCACUGCGACUAAAAUGCCUAACUACACAGUAACUGUUGCCACCGGCACACAGUGGUUUGCUGGUACAGAUGACUACAUUUACUUGACCCUUGUGGGAUCUGAGCACUGCAGUGAGAGGACUCUCCUGGAUAAAGCUCUCUAUAAUGAUUUUGAGAGAGGAGCGGUGGACUCAUACGACAUCAGUGUGGGAGAGGACCUGGGUGAAAUCGAGCUGGUCAAAAUUGAAAAGAAGAAAUACUGGGUGCAAGAUGAUUGGUACUGCAAAUACAUCACGGUCAAGACACCUUAUGGAGAUUACAUUGAGUUUCCCUGCUUCCGCUGGUUAGUUGAUGACAAGGAAGUGAUCCUCAGAGAUGGCAGGGCUCGUCUGCCACAGCAUGAUAAGACCUGGGCAGUGAAGCAGCACAGACGCAAAGAACUGGAACAGAGGCAGAAAACAUACAGAUGGAAGGAAUGGCACCCUGGUUUCCCUAUGAGUAUCGACGCCAAAGCCCACAGUGAACUCCCACGUGACAUUCAGUUUGACAGUGAGAAAGGAGUAGACUUUGUUCUCAACUACAGUAAAGCGAUAGAGAACCUCUAUGUUAAUCAAUUCAUGCACAUGUUCCAGUCUUCAUGGACAGAUUUCGCAGAUUUUGAGCGGAUAUUUGUGAGAAUAAAGAACACAAUUUCAGAAUAUGUGAUGCAACACUGGAAGGAAGACUUCAUGUUUGGGUAUCAGUUCUUGAAUGGCUGCAAUCCUGUCAUCAUAAGCAAAUGUACAAAGAUCCCAGACAAGUUUCCUGUCACAGAUGAGUUAGUGGGGGACAGCCUGGAAAGAGGUCUCACUCUUGAGGAGGAGAUCAAGGAAGGAAACAUCUUCAUUGCUGACUAUGAGGUAAUGGAUGGCGUGACUGCUAAUACAACGGACCCAUGCACCCUUCAGUAUUUGGCUGCACCCAUCUGCCUGUUGUACAGGAACAGUCAGAACAAAAUAUUUCCAAUCGCAAUUCAGCUGAGUCAAACCCCAGGCGAGGAUAACCCAAUAUUUCUACCAACUGAUGACCAGCACGAUUGGUUGUUGGCCAAAAUCUGGGUGAGAUCUUCAGACUUUCACGUUCACCAGACAGUCACACAUCUUCUCAGAACACAUCUGAUAUCCGAGGUCUUUGGUAUAGCCAUGUACAGACAACUACCGGCGGUUCACCCAGUUUUUAAGUUGCUGUUACCUCACGUCCGUUUCACCAUUGCCAUUAACACCAAGGCUCGUGAGCAACUUAUCUGUGAGUGUGGACUCUUUGACAAGGCUAAUGGCACAGGUGGAGGUGGCCAUGUUGAACUAGUGCAGAGAGCCAUGAAGACCUUCACAUACAAGUCCCUGUGUUUCCCAGAGUCUAUAAAAGCUCGAGGGAUGGAUAGCCAGGAGGAGCUGCCGUAUUACUUCUACAGGGAUGAUGGCCUCAGAGUCUGGGAGGCUGUGAAAAACUUUGUGACAGAUGUGGUGAACGUCUACUAUGACAGUGAUGAAACACUUAAAAAAGAUGAGGAGAUCCAGGCAUUUGUUAAAGAUGUAUGCAGCUUUGGAAUGCAAGAUUUCGACUAUUGUGAGUUUCCAAAGACACUGCAAACCAAAGAGCAGCUAGUGGAGUAUCUAACCAUCGUGAUAUUCACUGCCUCUGCACACCAUGCUGCUGUAAACUUUGGUCAGUAUGACUGGUGUUCAUGGAUUCCAAAUUCCCCUCCAACCAUGAGAAAACCUCCUCCAACAAAAAAGGGCGAAGUGGAUAUAACGUACAUCGUGGAGAGUCUGCCUGAUCGGGGAAGAUCCUGUUGGCAUCUUGGAGCCGUGUGGGCCCUCAGCCAGUUUCAAGAAAAUGAGUUGUUUUUAGGCAUGUAUAACGAUGAGCAUUUUAUUGAGAAACCUGUGAAGGAGGCCAUGGUGGAAUUUCGCAAGAAUCUCGGUGAAAUAUCGAAAGUCAUCAAGAACCGAAAUGAAGGCAAGAAGCUGCCGUACUACUAUCUGUCUCCAGAUCGAAUCCCAAACAGUGUGGCUGUCUGAGCCACCAGAACGGCCACUGGUAGGAUGAUUUAGUUGAGGGUUAAUAUGAGCAGUUUUACAUUUUAAGCCUGCUUUUGUUAAAAUAAAAAACUUUGUUUACUCUUAUAAAAUGUUUAUUUUACUUUCAUAAAAAAACUAAUGUCUGUAAUUUUGAUCAUAGUAAUUUGUCCUCAACCAUCUAUUUAACUUUUAUGUCCAUUGUUCAUGAUCAGAUCAAUUCAUGUUCUGCAUUUUUUCUUUUUGAAUGUAUUAUAAAAUAUAUCUGAAUUACAGAAAUGCUGAUAAAUGACAAUAUGUUUAAUGCCUGGGUGGGUGUGGGAUUCGGAUGAAUAUUUCAUAUUUCAUGUUAUGUUAUUUCAAGGCAUUUCAUAAUAUUGAAUAAUUAACCAUUUUGUGGAAAUCAUACAGAAAAGGACAAAAUAUUGUACACUUUAUGAGUCACAUUCUUUUAACCAUUGGUUUCAAUAAAAUGAAUAAUCACAA